Molecule: messenger RNA, 2218 nt
Organism: Saccostrea cuccullata (small rock oyster)
Lineage: Eukaryota; Metazoa; Mollusca; Bivalvia; Ostreida; Ostreidae
Exons: 7
Molecular function (GO): metal ion binding
Source: RefSeq, a predicted model, not a curated record
AUGUUGAUAUUGUAUUCUCUAGGUUCUGAUCCAUCAGUAGAAGUAUUAUUUGUUGAUUAUGGAAAUGGAGAGUCUAGGAAGCAGUCCCACCUGAGGAACUUACCACAGAAGUUUGCUAGUCUGCCAGCACAGGGCAUUCUGUGUGCCUUAACACAGGUUGCUCCAGACAAUAAAUACAAGAUAUGGACUGAGGAAUCCAUGACUCUCUUCUCCCAGCUUGUUUCGGGGAGGAGGUUUAACUGCAUGCCUUACUAUUUGUCAGAUGACCCAUCCCUUCCCACUGUAGUUGGAUUAUUUUUUAAUAUCCCAGAACAGAUUAUAAAGGAUGGAAAUAUUGUCCUGCAGCCAGGACCGAAGCAAAUCAGUAUCCAUGAAUACAUGAUUGAAAAGGGUUUGGCAAAAUCCAUAUCAUUGGAGGAGCAGCUUCAGUUGUUAAACUGCUCUCCUGUAAAGGAGGAACUAAAAGACAGUCUGAGAAAGGAUGGGAAAGGUGUGACAUCAAGUGACAGUGAGGACUGCAGGAAACCAAACAAAGACCACACAACCUCUGUAGAGAGUAAGUCUAAGUUUAACAUAGGGAGCAGUGUGGAGACAUUGUCUGAUAGUACACACAGUGUACCACGCUUACCCAAGUCUUCUACUAGGGACGAGAGAGAGCGUAAGACUAAAGCCGAGAAGGAAAAAAGAGAGGCCAGAGCUAAACAGAAACAGAAAGAUUCCCAGGACAAAUCCCAAGUCAAACUGUCCAAAACAGAAGAGGCUAAUUCAAAGGAGGUAUCAAAGUCCACAGUAAAGAAACAGCGUGACAAAGAUCAUGUAGAGGAGGCUUCUGAUUCCGCUGGACCUGUGUGUUCUACUCCCAGAGAUAGAGACAAUGUCCAUAACAAUCUGAAUGUAGAGAAGACACAGGACAAGAGGACAGUACAGGAAUCUGCUCAGAAUAUCACAGAAGUCAAGAUACAGAACAUGGCCGAGGAUUCUGUGUCAGUAAAGUCAUUGUCAGAGUCAGAGUGUCUGACUACGACGUACACUGUAGACAAGUCAGUCAAUCUCCCCUCUAACAUUAAUGUAGACAUCCCCGGUCUUAUGGUGAUGCUAUCUCAUGUUGAAUCUCCAUCCAAUUUUUAUGUCCAUCUCGUGUCCGAAUUGAGUGCUAAAACUAUUGAUCAUUUGCAUCUUAGUCUGAAUAAGACAAUGGAGCAGAUGUCUCGGAAGCAGCUACAGAAGAUGAGCAAAUCUUUCCAGCCCUCUGUGGGAGAUUUAUGUUGUGUCUUGUUUACUGAGGACAAUCAGUAUUACAGAGGACUGAUAACCCAGCUAGAGAUGACCUCUCCCUCCAAGGCCAAUAAAACAUCAGAAGAUCCAGAAUAUGUUGGAAAAGUUCAUGUAUUUUACAUAGACUUUGGUAAUCAUGAAGUCGUCCCCAAGCGCAGGGUGUUCCCCCUACCCCAGCAGUACACGGAUCUCCCCGCCCUGGCUGUCCACGUCAGCCUGGCCUACAUCCAACCCACAGUCCCCAGAGGAUCUCCCAAGAAGGAGGUGCAGUGGACAAAGGAGGCGGUGGAGAAGUUCAUCUCUAUCACAGGGUUUGAUUCGGCCAUGAGUAUGAUUAUUGUGGAUGGAGGAGAUAUUCAGAAAAUGCUGGAAAAUCACCCUCGUGUAGUGGUGGAGAUGCCCCCAUUACAAGUGUUGUUAGUAGAUACCUCUAAGGAGGAGGAGGAUGUGUGUGUCAAUAUGGACCUCAUCAGACUGGGUCUGGCCAGGCUGUGUGCUGUAGAAAACCCAUCAAAGGAUACUACUGCAGAUGAAACACCAAAUGUGACCUCUCCAGAUGAUAUACAGGACUGGAACCCGAUGUUGGAGGAUUACAUGGACGUCAGGAACUCCUACAGGGUGGACGUGGACGACGCCGGAGUAGCCACCGUGGGCAUCAAGGCCCAAGAUGAAAAGAGGAUUUGUAGAUUUUACCAAAAGAACAAGUGCUGGCGAGGGGAUAAGUGUCCAUACAGACAUGUCAUUGUCGCAGAAGGUGCCCUGACAGGAGAUGUGGACUACGUGUACGGGGAUGUCAUGGAGGAGUACCACCAGGAUGAACUUCCUGACCCGGGAUCCUGGAUUGCCUGUGAGGUGUCCACCAUCUUAAACCCUUCACACUUCUAUAUUGUCCUGCCUUUUGGUAAAGAACCCCUGGCAUCUCUAGAACCAGCCAAAAAAGAAG